Pogoniulus pusillus (Red-fronted tinkerbird) is the source of this 1605-nucleotide messenger RNA. It is a transcript of the gene THOC7, whose product is annotated as THO complex subunit 7. Bases 177 to 797 code for a protein of 206 amino acids. Gene Ontology annotation, biological process: mRNA processing; mRNA export from nucleus. The transcript has 8 exons. The record is from RefSeq and is a predicted model, not a curated record. Gene Ontology annotation, cellular component: THO complex part of transcription export complex. Lineage: Eukaryota; Metazoa; Chordata; Aves; Piciformes; Lybiidae.
CUCCCCGCCGCAGCAGCCGCCGCCGCCGCUGGGCCGUGCGUCCGCCGCCAGCCGGCUCAGGCCCCAGCUGCCGCCGCCGCCUCCCCCUCCAUGGCCGCCGCUCUCGCCGGCUGCAUUGUGGGAAGCUGACCUCACUCGCUGCUGCCGCCGCCCCGCCGGCUCCGGCACUCGCCGCCAUGGGGGCCGUGACCGACGAUGAAGUUAUCCGCAAGCGACUUCUGAUCGAUGGCGAUGGCGCUGGCGACGACAGACGGAUCAAUCUGCUAGUGAAGAGUUUCAUCAAGUGGUGCAAUUCUGGAUCUCAGGAGGAAGGUUACAGCCAGUAUCAACGAAUGCUGAGUACUUUAUCCCAGUGUGAAUUUUCAAUGGGAAAAACUCUUCUGGUGUAUGACAUGAACCUGAGAGAAAUGGAAAACUAUGAAAAAAUCUACAAGGAUAUAGAAAAUAGUAUAGCUGCAGCACAUGAGAAGAUUUCUGAAUGCAAGAAACAAAUCCUGCAAGCAAAAAGGAUCCGAAAAAAUCGCCAGGAAUACGAUGCCUUGGCCAAAGUCAUACAGCAGCAUCCAGACAGACAUGAAACGUUGAAGCAGCUUGAAGCUUUGGGAAAAGAACUGCAGCAUCUUUCUCACAUUAAAGAAAAUGUUGAGGAUAAGUUGGAGCUGAGGAGAAAACAGUUCCAUGUUCUCUUGAGCACCAUCCAUGAACUUCAGCAAACCCUAGAAAAUGAUGAAAAGCUUUCAGAAGCUGAAGAAUCUCAAGAAACUCAGAUGGAAACAGAGACCAAACAGCAGAUGUAACAGAAGAUUACUUAUCAUACUAUGAAGAAUACCCAAGUGUCUUCCUUUAAUAUUGAAACCAACAGUAAGAGCUGAAAAAUGAUUUUCUACUGCUUCUGUGAAUUGUUUUACAGAUACUUGUUUUGUUUAUGCUUCAGGGGAAACCAGUUAGAGAUCUGUGCAGACAGACGCUUCUGUUAAUCCACAAAGUUUCUAAUUUGCCACAAAGAUACUUUGUUUUACCAAGGGUGAAGCUACUGCACAGUACUUGUGAACUUGUGUUGGCAAAACAUUGUCAAUAAAAGGCAUUUACAAACAAUUUCCUGGUUUUAGUGGGCAUUGAGCCUAAUAAGACAGGCUCCUUUUCUUGCUAGACACUGGGCUGAGGGCAGUGUGCAUCAUCGUACAAGUUCCAGCUUCCAUACCCAAGCCCAGAUGGGACCUAAAUCUAAACUAAGUAGGGGUUUAAUUUUUCAAAGUAGCUGUUAUUUUAGAACUUACCUGUGACUAGACUAGAAUUGCUAGCUUCGUAUAAACCAAAUUACUUCUUUACACUUUGUGCUCAUCAAGAUGUGUAAAACCAUAGAACUCUUACUGUAUUAGCUUUACUUUUACCCAUAAGGUCACACAAAGAGCUGCAGUGAUGUGAGCCUUGCCAUGCUGUGUUCUGUGCAGCCACAUCAAAAGUCCUGUUUUGAAAUGGUGCUUGUAAAAACUACAACUGAAAAGCUUUGUUCUUGUAGAACCAGGAGUGUAAUCUUGUUACCAUUUGUAAUCUGCUUUUGGAUUUUGUCAGUUGACUAUUAGAAAUACAUCAUAGUUCCUGAAA